Messenger RNA from Fonsecaea multimorphosa CBS 102226, 3426 nucleotides. RefSeq lists its product as uncharacterized. The transcript is spliced from 5 exons. The record is from RefSeq and is a predicted model, not a curated record. Gene Ontology annotation, molecular function: tRNA methyltransferase activity; protein binding. The coding region runs from base 1 to 3426 and encodes 1141 amino acids. Lineage: Eukaryota; Fungi; Ascomycota; Eurotiomycetes; Chaetothyriales; Herpotrichiellaceae. Gene Ontology annotation, biological process: tRNA methylation; wybutosine biosynthetic process.
AUGUCUCCCCAGGAAGGCAACGCCAACGAUGAGAUCCCCAUGGAGAAAAACGCCGGGCUCGUGAUGGGCACAAAUAACAGCAGCAUCGUUUCCAAAAGAAGUGUCGAGAGAUUGUACCUUCCACAACCGCACUUUUAUCGCUACUUUGUCAAGAAGCCGAUCCGUCGGUCUCCCACCAUCAACCGCGGAUACUGGCUCCGCAUGAGAGCAAUCGACUGGGUGGUCAGGCAGUUCCUGGAAAAGCCCUCUGACUUAAACAAGGUCAUCAUCAAUUUGGGCUGUGGCUACGAUCCACUUCCGUUCCAAUGGAUGGCCCAGCAUCCAGACUUGUGUGGCAACACCAAGUUCAUCGACGUCGACUUCGAAGAGCUGAUGAUCAGCAAGCGAGAGAUUAUCUUGAAUACCCCCAAGAUGAGCGAGAUGCUCUCGACGACGCCGGACAGGGGCUCAAUGAAGGGUGUUGUGCUGGAUUCGGAUGUCUACGUCGCAAUCGGAUGUGAUCUACGAAAUCCCCCAAGAUUGGAGCGCCUACUGAGGUCCGUCGUGGACAUCGACCAAUGCCUUGUACUAUGUGUCGCCGAAGUCAGCAUCACCUACAUGGCUACAAAAGACGCCGAUGCGCUGAUCGCUUGGACUUCUACGUUAUCUCCAGACGUCACAUUCUGCCUGCUGGAACAGCAGUCACCGGACCGUCCGGACAAUCCAUUCACGGCGGCCAUGUUGAAACAUUUUGCUAAACUAGGAACACCACUUCGCUCUGUACUCACUUAUCCCGGUUGCCACACGCAGACAUUACGCUUUCAGGACGCCGGCUUCCCUCAUGUUGAGAUGCAAAAUUUAUGGGAGCUUUGGGCUGAUCCCAGGUUCCUGUCCCCAUCCCAAAGAAUUUCUCUGGAUGAAGUUGAGCCCUUCGAUGAGUGGGAAGAAUUUGCGCUGUUCGCAUCUCACUACUGCCUAGUGAUUGCACAAACAGGGCCCGAACCUCUCGUGCCAGAGCAGCAAAGAUCGAGAAGGGCAUCAGUUGAUAGUUUGGCAUCAGACAUGUCAGCAAGGACCGUCUCGCCCCACAGAGACAAUACCCAAUGGUUUGCGUACAAGUAUUCCGCAAAUCCAGAGCAAGAAGGAAGGACCCAUCACGGCUCGGCUUUUAUAGUCCCAGGUCAAGAUGCUAUAGCUGUUCAUGGUGGCGUUGGCCUCCGAGGUCGCUUGUCGACCACUUCCGUCUACACAUCGACAGAUUCGACACUUCCAUAUCCCUCCGCUCCACCAGAGGAUAUAGGCGCUAGGUGUUGCCAUACUAUCACAACACUCAGCAAUGGACAGAACCUUCUCGUUGGCGGUCGAGGUUCACCGUCCUCGCCCAUGAAAGAUUGCUGGCUUCAAACGGACUCAAAAUGGGAAAGAGUCCAUGAUCUUCCCGAGCCCCGUUUUCGGCAUCGAGCAGCGGCUGUGGUACUUCCUUACGAUCAAUAUGGCGUGGUAGUAUUCGGAGGGAAAACCUCGGCAACCCGGAUUGCGAUUGAUUGCCUGCUAUGGGACAAGGAAAACGGCUGGCAAGUGCUCCGCAGUCUCAAACAAGACCCUAUGCCACGGUUUGGGGCGUCUUUUGUCCGCCUGGGCUUUAAUCAUGGUCUGCUCCUAGGCGGAAUGCGACAGGAUGGAGUUAUUUGUCAAGGGCUGUGGAAAUGGAGACUGAUCAUCCGGGACAACAAAGUCAUGGGAAUCAAUUUCAGGGUAUCCACGGCUCUGGACGCCUCCGCGGGCAUCUGGCCGUGGAUGAAUCGCCUCGGGGCCUCUUACAGCGUGAUCAGAGACGAGCUUCUGCUCAUCGGUGGAGUGGCAAAGCACGGCUGCAUACCCAAGGACUACGAGAUCUUGUCCAUUGUCGGCAGUUUCUCUGCCUUCAACGAUUACGAGAAGGAGAUGGAUUUUCGGGUUGCUUGUGUGUUGCCCAAGAGAGACCCGAAUGUCCCACGGCCUUUUCUCAUUGGUCAUUCGACACAUUACACCGCACGACAGACUACUUUGAUUGUGGGCGGAGGGGCGACCUGUUUCAGCUUUGGGGCGUACUGGAACCCUGGCUGUUGGCUUUUGUAUGACCGAGAGGCCGGACUCAGUUCACACUGGACGAUGGUGAAGCCAGAAACCCGAAAACUUGCCCCUCAGUCGACGCCGCAGGGCGGUGCACCGACAGCACGCAUCUCAACUCCGAUCGAGCAUAUCAAGAUUGAAACAGAGCAAGAUUUUACCCGUGUCCUGAGCGAGGGCAGGCCCAAACUCUUUUCGGAUCUGGAUAUUGGCCAAUGUACAUCUACAUGGACGGCAGCAUAUCUCCUCUCCAAGAUUCCACCUUCAAAAUCCGUCGUCGUGCAUUCCGCUCCCGGCAGGACGAUGAACUUCCAACGCAAAGACUUUGCCUACAAGACGACCUCAUUCCACGAAUUCAUCCACCAACUCGAUUCCGACCCAAAUGCACACAUGUACCUCCGAUCGAUUUCGAGCACGAAUCCAACCUUGUCACCCGCCGAUUUUGCCAGCGACUGGCCCGAACUCGCGCCCGAUUUUGCCGUUCCGCGGGAACUCUCGUUUGUCGUGAGGAACCAACACAGCAGUCCCUUGCGGAUCAGCGCAAAUGUGAACAUGUGGCUGCAUUACGAUGUCAUGGCCAACGUCCUCUUCCAGAUCCGGGGCACUAGGAAACUGAUAUUGUUCCCACCGGGGGAUCUGAAACACCUAAGUUUCCCGCCUGGGUCGACAACGUCCAGUAUUGACAUUUUUGAAUCGACCCAACAGUCAGGAGAGGGAGGAGAAGACACGGUGAGGGUCGUGCCGGGUACGAAACCUCACAUUGCUAUUUUACAGCCCGGUGACGCGUUGUACAUUCCACCGCUGUGGGCGCACACGGGGACACCAUUGCCUGCAGGCGCUCCGAGGAAGGCACAGCAGCCGGUCUCACUAUCAACAUCAGAAAUAGCGUCCACUUCUACAUCCACUUCUACUUCAACGUCCGCAGCCGCAGCCGCAGCCACAGCCGCAUCCCAGCCUACACCCGAAUCACCUUCAACCACCACUAACCCCUCCACCGCCGAAGACAGGAUUAACAUUUCGGUCAACAUCUUCUUCCGCACUCUCCACUCCACCAAGUACGCCGCUGGGCGAGACGUGUACGGCAACCGCGACCUCGCCGCGUAUGAGGACGGGCGCCGCGACGUGGAGAGGAUUGUGCGGCGGUUUCUGAAGGUUGACACCGCUGAGGGGCCGGAAUCCUCCUCUGGAACUGGAACUGGAACUGCAACUGAAACUGAAACUUCUACAGGUGGAACCCCUACUACUGGACUGGACACGGGCGUGAUUCCAAGGGAUAUCGUCAGGGCGUAUUUGGAAAGGCUGGCUGACGAGUUGAGGCAGAGGGCGGAGAAGUUGUAG